This is a messenger RNA of Cylindrotheca closterium, 2727 nucleotides long. The record is from the annotation of a GenBank genome assembly. NCBI's taxonomy places the organism in Eukaryota, Bacillariophyta, Bacillariophyceae, Bacillariales, Bacillariaceae.
AUGAGGCCAAACGGCACAACAAUAGAGGCAGAAAACGCUGUAUGGACGGCCGAAAAGCUCCAACGAGCCAACUACAAAGAUUUGGGCAGCCCCAGUGAAGUCGAAAAUCGGUUCUUGCAGCACCUAUUGUCGCCUCAGAACUCGUGUCGUGCCGCUAUUACUGUCUUGUUGACGGCACAGAGUACCACCACCCGAGAUUUCUCCCUUGAGAUUGAUGCUUUUGAACUCUUGCUGGCGGAUUGCGUUUUGGGACAAAUGUUGCUCAAGUAUCCUUCCACACUUCUGCGAAUUUUGGAAAAUUCCAUAGUGAGGGCCCAAAAAGUAUUAAAGGCAGAACACGAGCAGCAAGAACUUGACAAUGAUAGCGAUGACGACAAUUCUGUGGAAAACAAUUCCAGCCGACCCAUGUCGGUCAAGGGUGACCAGCAAUCCUCGGGGGCUCAGUCCACUCGGGUACACGCACGACUGGUGCACUUGCCACCCACCAUUACCCGCAAUUCGGUCGCUUCCAUGACGGCCAAAGACGUGGGCAAGAUUGUGCAACUGUCGGGAACCGUCGUGAGAACUUCCUCGGUCCAAAUGUACGAAUCCGCCCGAAAGUACAAAUGUACCGGCAAGGAUGGUUGCGGCCAAACCUUUAUGCAAAAUGCCGAUUUGGAACAACGGACCAAUGCCAUGGCCAAGCCGGAUCGGUGUCCUCUUAUACUAGACAAUUGUGGACAGCGAUGCAAAGGUACCAAUUUGCAACAUCAAAAGGAUGGAUCCAUUCACACGGAUUAUCAAGAAAUCAAAAUUCAAGAGGCUGCCAGUAAAAUUGGAAUUGGACACAUUCCACGAAGCCUCAUGGUCAAGCUUCAACACGAUUUGGUGGAUUCGUGUCAACCGGGGGACGAAGUGCAAUUGGUCGGUUCCCUCAUUGCGCAAUGGCACCAGUCGAGUCAGCAACCGGGGAUUGAAUCCAAUGUUGGCAUGGCAUUGGACGCCCAUUCCAUCCGAGUCGUUCAAGAAAAUUCUUCCUCGGCUUGGAAACAAUCAGGGGAUCCCAGUAAUAGUAACACCAACCCGUCGGCCGAAAUGGAAAAAUUCAAAAAGGAAUUUGAUGCCUUUUGGCAACAUCCAUUGCAUCAAUCGAAACCAAUUGCGGCACGGGACUUUAUAUGCAAGGCGGUCUGUCCCAAAUUGUACGGAUUGCACAUUAUCAAGCUGGGAUUGCUGAUUACAUUAAUUGGUGGAGUCCAAGGAACGGAAACCAGCAAUAGCCAUGAUCGACAGCAACAAGAGAGGACUACUGACUUUGCACAACAACACUUUGAAGGAGGAGAACAAGGAGGAGAACAAGAGCAAGAUCGAGAAGAUGUCUAUCUCGAUGGUGCACCCCAACCCUUUCAAAUGAACUUUAAUGAUCGUGGCUCCAAUAGUACUAGUAAUAUCAACUAUGGCGGCGGUGGUGGUACAAACAAUCAAAGCCAACAACAACAACGAAAGAAACGAAAACAAGAGACUGCGGUAGAGAUUAGACGACGAGACAUGUCGCACAUUCUCAUUGUGGGGGAUCCAGGAACUGGCAAGUCCCAAAUAUUACGGUUUGCAGCAGCACUUUGUCCUCGAUCCGUCCUGACUACGGGUGUGGGUACCAGUGCUGCUGGUCUCACUUGUGCAGCAGUCCGAGAUGGGGCCGACAAGGAAUUUGCACUGGAGGCUGGUGCUUUGGUGCUCGCAGACAAGGGGAUUUGUUGCAUUGACGAGUUUGGCUGCAUCCGCAGUGAAGAUCGAACUACCAUUCACGAGGCAAUGGAACAACAAACAUUGUCCGUGGCCAAGGCGGGAAUUGUGUGCAAACUAAAUUGUCGGGCUACCAUUAUUGCCGUCAUGAAUCCAAAGGAUUGUAUCUAUGAUAAUCAUUCGUCCUUGUCCAACAAUACGGGGCUGGGGACGCCACUCUUGUCUCGGUUUGAUCUCAUUUUCAAAUUGGUGGAUACUUCCGAUGCGGAACGAGACAGCAAUGUGACUACCUAUCUAUUGAACCGAGCGAUUCAGGGUACUGGGUUAGAUGUCACAAACGCCAAGGACGGAAGUGAAAUUGAGGAGGCACCAUGGCAAAUGGAAAAGCUCCGGGCAUACAUUUCCAUUGUCAAGGAACGCUUUGAGCCAAUCAUCAGUGACGAUGCUGCCAUUUUGUUGGAGAGACACUACGAAAAAGUGCGGUCGGCCCAAAGCUCUGUGAUUCCCGUGACGGUUCGAUUUCUCGAGUCGUUGAUUCGUUUGACACAAGCCCAUGCACGGCUCAUGCAUCGAAAUGAAGCGAUUCUGCAAGAUGCCGUAGCCGUCUUGCGAGUGAUGGAAUGCACGGCGUAUGCCUAUGGUGGCUUUGACGGCAAUGUAUCAGAUUCCGAAAAUGUCAUGUAUUGUGAUCCAAUGUACAUGGACGAAUCAGAUCGGCAACCAGACGAAGACUUUCUUUGCUUUGAGUAUUUGAUAUUGAAACGAUAUGACAUGCUGCACCACACAACGGACGAACGGCGAAAAAAGGCAGAAGAUCUAUUGUAUCCACCAGACGAUGGUUUUGCCGAAACAUCAGGAGUAGGAAUGGAAAGUUGGCUUGGUAUUGAGCAUCCUCGAGAGAGGCAAGUGGAACGAAGCACUGUUCAGCACGAUCACUACGGCCGAGAUUACAUUUUUCCCGACAAAUCACAGCGCACACCACGGAAAAGAAGCCGGAACCAGUGA